UUGAAGAUGAAUCGGACAAUAAAGAUGAUGAUGUAGACGACGAAGACUCCGAUGAUCCAGAAAUACUUGAUGCUGUGAAAAAUAGUUCUGAUGAAUCAGAAGAUGAUACUGAUGUUGAAAAAGGUUCAGAUGAUGAAUCCGAUCCAAGUUAUCUUGAAACGGACAGCAUCAGCGAUGAUGAACCACCAAAACGUUGA
Molecule: messenger RNA, 197 nt
Organism: Didymodactylos carnosus
Lineage: Eukaryota; Metazoa; Rotifera; Eurotatoria; Philodinida; Philodinidae
Source: the annotation of a GenBank genome assembly